Pelobates cultripes (western spadefoot toad) is the source of this 10355-nucleotide messenger RNA. The record is from the annotation of a GenBank genome assembly. Lineage: Eukaryota; Metazoa; Chordata; Amphibia; Anura; Pelobatidae.
CAGGAACCAGGAAGGAAGGGAAAAGCUAAACAUAGACAGUGGAGGAAUGGAAUGGAAUGGGGCGGCUGUACUAAGCUUUUUAUGUACAGCUCCAGCUCUUUAUAUAGAUACACAUAUAUACUGGGAUCAAGCCUGCCAGUGGGUGGGAAGGGCUAGUAUUGGGCUGCAGAACAGAGAACCCUGAAAAUAUAACAACAACAAAUAAAAAAUCAACAACAGUAACAGCCAAAAAAAAAUAAGGAAACCUGCAAAUAUAUAGGAGACUUGUAAACAAGUUCACAGACAAUACAGGUAAGCUAAAAUAUGGGGGGUGUUAUUAAGUGGCUGGAGUUUAACCCCUUAAGGGCACAUGACAUGUGUGAAGGGUCAUGAUUCCCUUUUAUUCCAGAAGUUUGGUCCUUAAGGGGUUAAAAUAAAAUGUAGGCUGGGUGGUUGAAUUGCAGUAGGUGCAUACCCACAACACCCAUAAUACUCUGCUGUCCGUUUUACUAAUUAGGUAAUAUGGGAAACAUAGUUCUUGAAAAAUGGGUUUGGAAAAAUGAUACGGCAUUGCUAUGUUGGCUAGUGUAAGUUAAAUGACAAUGUGAAUUGUGGGAAUAUGUGAUGAGACUGUUUGUUUUACCAGGUAGGGUAUGUGUAGAUGCAACGUAGUAGUGUGCUUAACAUGAUAUGGCCAUAUUGUAACUGAAGGUAGGUGAUUUAUUUUUAUUUUUUCAUAAUCUGUUAAAAUGUAAAACUGUACUUUUGUAUUUGUGUGUGUGUGUGCGCUGUUCCUUAAUUUGUAAAUAUAUUUUCGUUUUACGGCAGCACCUCUACAUUGAAAUGCAUGUUCCAGGUGAACCCCAAAUUUCCCUCUUUGCAGGAUAUGUGAAGAUGACAGAAUUCUUUUGUUAUGGGCAUUUGGAUAGAAAAGUUGGGGAAGUAUAAGUGUGAAUUGUUGAGCUGUUUUCCGGGUAAUAUUGAUAGUUAUUCACUAAACUCUGAAUUGUAUUGAAUUGAAAGCUGAAUGACCCAACUGAGUAAAAUAGUUGCUCAAGAAUCACUAUAUACCAGUUUGGCUGGUUUUGCCUACAUUUAGAUUCUAAAUUGCAAACGUAGCUGUAAAUAGCUAAACUCUUGUUUUAUUUAUUUGCCUAGAUGACCGACUCUUCUCCUGCCUCCAUGUUUAGCAUAGCCGAAUACGCCCCUGAAGAACAGGGUGCCUCUCUUCCUAGCACAAGCCCACCUUCUUCGACAACCUGCAGUGUGGCUCAAAGCUCUCCAAAUCUGAGAAGAAACAGAGGUGAUAGACGACCGUUUCUAUGACAUGGAAAUUAAUGCAAAAAUAAAAUGUUGUGUGAGAGACUUUUUUCCCUUUCCAUUUAUUUUACAUUGAUAUGUAGACAGCCAUGUGUUACUAGGAGUGGCCACCACAGGCGUUCAUAGGCACUAAUGUAAAUACUGCCUUUUCUCUGAAAGUACAGUGUUUACAGCAAAAUGUCUGCAUUACGCUGUAGUUGUUCUGGUGACUGUAGUGUCCCUUUAAGCUUUUUUUUGGUUUUUUUUUUUAAAUUUAUAAAAGUGUACAUUUUUAUUGGAAUCUGCACUUUCUGCAAAAUGGGGGGGAAAAAGAGGACACACUCUUCACACAAAGCUUUUCAGCAAGCUAAAGUUGUUUAGGUGUCUGGAGUGACCCAUUAAUAGCCAUGAGAAACUGAUAGCUUCAUGUAAUUUACUGUAUAAGUCUCCAAUUCAAAGUAGUCUUUUUUUUUUUUUUUUUUUAAUACAGGAAAUGAGACCCGGGUUCGCACUGAAUCUGCUUCAGAAUACUCAGAGACAGAUCAUUUGGGUGAACUCAGUUAUCGGUCACGUUCUCGCUCUGCUCCCUCCUCACUUCUGGUUGCUGUGCGCUAUGGACGAGAACUUAGACGUAUGAGUGAUGAAUUUGACCAAUCCUUUACGGUAACAUUUCUUUAUCUCUUCAGCCUUUAUUAUAAGUACAUUCUAGGCAUAUAUGGUGCAAGGAAAGCCUAGGUCUGAGUUUAAAAUUUAUAUCACCUAUGUCAUUUUAACAGGUCCCCACUGGUGUGAACUUGCAUAUUUUAGAGAGAGGCUGUUCUCUGCCCACACAAACUUUUUACUUCAGUCAUUACUUCUUCCCUACUUAAAGGGACACUAUAGGCAUCCAGACCACUUCAGCUUAUUGAAGUGGUCUGGGUGCAUAGUCCCAGGUCCCUUAACCUGCAAAGGUAAUUAUUGCAGUUUUUCAUAAACUGCAAUAAAUACCUUUUGAGGUUUAACUCCACCUCUCGUGGUUGUCUACCAGCUACUAGAGUAUUAUACAUGCUUUCCUAUGGGGUUUACAUGACACUGGAUGUCCUCAUGCGUCAUGUAAAACCUCAUAGGGAAGCAUGUAUAAUACUAAUGCGAGAACGGCCAUUGCCGUGAUUGCGCAUUAGGUUUAGUUUCAAACCACAUUAAGACAGCUCUAUUGGUAUUGAUACUGAAAUAUGUUUGUUUGGGUUUUUUUGUAUUGAUUUGUAAUUGGUAAGCUGUGAUUUAACUGUGAUAUGCUGCUUUUACAUAUUAUACACACAAAUUGGGGGUCCUAACAUUAAAACUGUGUGUAUAUGUGAUGUAUAAUUAUCUUGUGCUUCAACUGUUUCUGAGGAUGUUAUUUUACCUUAGAAACAGCAUUUCUAAAGUGAUGUUGGUUUCUGGAAUGUCCUGAUGCCCUCCCAGAGUAAUUUGUAGAAACCAUUUUAGAAUGGUUUGACUACUAACCUGGAACUUGCAGGGUGUCUGCAGUUCUACUUCCGGAUUCUCCUUUGUAGAGAAUUUGAUUAGCUCUAGAUUUAUGCAGGGCCACUCUCGUUGGCUGAGAUGGUUGUUCUGUAUCUUACCUGCGUAGCUUUGUGAAGUCAUCCAGUAGGAGAAGCUGAAAGUGGUACUAGUUGCUCAGGCACCCAAGCAAAUUGCAUUUUAAAUGGUUUGACAAAUUACUACAGGAAGGUAAUAGGGAAUUACUUGCACCAUAACUAUAGGCAGGAUAUAGUAGGAUAUGCCCUGCUGGUUACGGUGUUCCUUAAAGAAUAGCCUGAAAAUAAAUUACAUUUUGUGUGUGUAACUUGUUUUAUAGAAAAAUAAUUUUAUAUAUAAUUUUUUUUUUUGUUAUAUUCAUACAAUUGGCUUAUAAACAUAAAACUCUUCAUGUGUACAAAGGAAGUGUAUAUCAUUAUUAUGAACCCCAUAAAAACAAUACAAACUUAACUUCUAAUAAUUUGAAUGUCUGUGUGUGUGUAUAUAUAAUACUAUAAGAUAAUUGAAAGAGAUGCACUUUCAGACAGUUGAUAUGUGGUAUCUGAAAUAUGAACUAUGCAGCAUAAUUUUAAAAUGGUAGCCAUAGUCAUACUAGACCUCUUUUAAGGGGACACUAUAGGCACACGGACCACUUCAGCUUAUUAAAGUGGUCUGGGUGCAGUGACCCUGUUCCCUUAACACUGCAACGUUCAUUAUUGCAGUUUCUGAGAAAUGUCAAUAAUCAGAUUCCAGGGUUAAGACUGCCUCUAGUGACUGUCAAUUAGACAGCCACAAGAGGCACUUUCUGAUUGCUAGACGUCCCCACGCUGUGCAGAAGGACAUACUGUGUCAGUAAAAUCCCCAUAAGAAAGCAUUUAUUACUUGGAGCUUCCUUUUUUUUUUUUUUUGUACGUCCCCAUACAGUACUUUUGCGUUGGAAUUUAGAAUACAGGUUGCAAAUAACUACUCACAAUGCAAACAUUUUUCUUCACUGUUUUGUAAAUUCAUGGUGUCUAUUUCCUAAAGGGCCUUCCUCGUCCUAAAAGUGCUGGAGAAGCUAAUCAGCUGACGAAGGAGAAGAGUAUAAAAGACAUGUUCAUGAAUUUUUGGGGACGGCGGAAAAAUAAAGGAAAGAUUGAAUCCUCAGAUGAAGAAUUGUAACAGACACUACUGCACAAUGAUCUCCUCUUAAAAUGGUGUGUAAAAAAUGUGUACAAUUUAAAGGAAUUUGGCUACUGUAUUAAUAUUGUGCAAAUGUGAUGGUAUGUGUUAAAAGGCACUCCAUGCUGGAGCUGACCAGCACUGUAGUGGUUGUGGUGCCAGGAGUGCCCUUGUGCCUCUCACUUGUAAGGAGUUAAACUAUUUUACAAUGGUUUGACUUAAUACAAGAUGGAGGCACCGCUCCCACUUCCACUACCGCUGAGUGACAGCCGGAAAGUUUCUUCACUGAGCAGUGCAGGGCUUAGCUCAUUGAUUGAGAGUCAUCAGCUGACUAGCACUGCUUAGGUCAGAAGAAGAGCUAAUGCGAGCUCCUGAGCAGGAGCCUUUGGCUCUCACUGAGCAGUAUUGGAAGAGAAGUGCAGUGCCCAGCAGAUCCUGGUAACAAGUGAGACAGCUCUAAAACGGUCUUCUUUCUUAUAGCACGCUAAACCACCAGUAUGCUAUAGUAUUUAUAGUGCUAGGAAUGUUCCUUGAAAUAUUUUAUUGUUUGUGUCAAAUUACUGAAUGCAUUUGUAUGAAGAACUUUUUUGCAUUAUUUCAUGAUCGUGAAAGAUGAUUAUAUUUUUUUGUUAUAUUUUUUAUUUUUUCAAACUUUGCACUUGUUCCUAAAGUGUUUGUCUGCUAAAACAUUCCCUUUUUACAUUGGGAUAAGAUCUGUAUAUUAUCUCCUAUGCCACCAGUAUUCAGAUCUUUAGGAUUGUCUUUGUUGAGUCCAGUGACUUGGUAGAGAUUGAUGUCUUUCUCAUAUCAAGCAAUAUUUGCCCUGCUGGCUGGCUAGAUCAAUGGCCAAUUACUGCACACAGCUAUUCUUCAUGAUGAUAUAGUUGAUUGAAAAGGGGGAGAAAAGUGUUCUAAAGUAAUAUAGUUCAUGUUACAGCAAUUACGUGCAACCUAAUUCAUUUCCUGCACAUUUUGGGAGGUUAAACAUUUGCUAUCACUUUGCACUUAAAAAUUAUUUAAAAUGCUACCCUUUCAUAAAUAUUCUACACUGAUAAAUUUGAAUAUUUAUGUCCAGAAACAUUUUUGAAAACAUACAUUUCUUAUGCCUUUCACAGAGAAGCUUGAUAAAAGCUGUAAUGUUAAAUUACAUACAAGUACUAGUACUUCCUUACUAAAUCCUUACAGGGAGUGCAGAAUUAUUAGGCAAGUUGUAUUUUUGAGGAUUAAUUUUAUUAUUGAACAACAACCAUGUUCUCAAUGAACCCAAAAAACUCAUUAAUAUCAAAGCUGAAUAUUUUGGAAGUAGUUUUUAGUUUGUUUUUAGUUUUAGCUAUGUUAGGGGGAUAUCUGUGUGUGCAGGUGACUAUUACUGUGCAUAAUUAUUAGGCAACUUAACAAAAACAAAUAUAUACCCAUUUCAAUUAUUUAUUAUUACCAGUGAAACCAAUAUAACAUCUCAACAUUCACAAAUAUACUUUUCUGACAUUCAAAAACAAAACAAAAACAAAUCAGUGACCAAUAUAGCCACCUUUCUUUGCAAGGACACUCAAAAGCCUGCCAUCCAUGGAUUCUGUCAGUGUUUUGAUCUGUUCACCAUCAACAUUGCGUGCAGCAGCAACCACAGCCUCCCAGACACUGUUCAGAGGUGUACUGUUUUCCCUCCUUGUAAAUCUCACAUUUGAUGAUGGACCACAGGUUCUCAAUGGGGUUCAGAUCAGGUGAACAAGGAGGCCAUGUCAUUAGAUUUUCUUCUUUUAUACCCUUUCUUGCCAGCCACGCUGUGGAGUACUUGGACGCGUGUGAUGGAGCAUUGUCCUGCAUGAAAAUCAUGUUUUUCUUGAAGGAUGCAGACUUCUUCCUGUACCACUGCUUGAAGAAGGUGUCUUCCAGGAACUGGCAGUAGGACUGGGAGUUGAGCUUGACUCCAUCCUCAACCCGAAAAGGCCCCACAAGCUCAUCUUUGAUGAUACCAGCCCAAACCAGUACUCCACCUCCACCUUGCUGGCGUCUGAGUCGGACUGGAGCUCUCUGCCCUUUACCAAUCCAGCCACGGGCCCAUCCAUCUGGCCCAUCAAGACUCACUCUCAUUUCAUCAGUCCAUAAAACCUUAGAAAAAUCAGUCUUGAGAUAUUUCUUGGCCCAGUCUUGACGUUUCAGCUUGUGUGUCUUGUUCAGUGGUGGUCGUCUUUCAGCCUUUCUUACCUUGGCCAUGUCUCUGAGUAUUGCACACCUUGUGCUUUUGGGCACUCCAGUGAUGUUGCAGCUCUGAAAUAUGGCCAAACUGGUGGCAAGUGGCAUCGUGGCAGCUGCACGCUUGACUUUUCUCAGUUCAUGGGCAGUUAUUUUGCGCCUUGGUUUUUCCACACGCUUCUUGCGACCCUGUUGACUAUUUUGAAUGAAACGCUUGAUUGUUCGAUGAUCACGCUUCAGAAGCUUUGCAAUUUUAAGAGUGCUGCAUCCCUCUGCAAGAUAUCUCACUAUUUUUGACUUUUCUGAGCCUGUCAAGUCCUUCUUUUGACCCAUUUUGCCAAAGGAAAGGAAGUUGCCUAAUAAUUAUGCACACCUGAUAUAGGGUGUUGAUGUCAUUAGACCACACCCCUUCUCAUUACAGAGAUGCACAUCACCUAAUAUGCUUAAUUGGUAGUAGGCUUUCGAGCCUAUACAGCUUGGAGUAAGACAACAUGCAUAAAGAGGAUGAUGUGGUCAAAAUACUCAUUUGCCUAAUAAUUCUGCACUCCCUGUAGUGACACAGCCUCAUUUUGUUUUUAUACCCAAGCAGUUUUGCCGUACUAGUUUAUUUCUUUGUUCAGCUAUAAUUACCAUCUUUGCAGUUAUAGUUUUUAUAUAAGAGAGAUAUAAUUACAUAUUCCAGUUUAUUAUGGGGAACAUUAUCACAGAUUUGCCCAUAAUGUGUGUGUAAAAAACAAAAAACAAAAAAAAAAAAACCUAAUAAUGCAGCUAAAGAAAGAUGUUUCAAAAUAAAUUAAUUGUCCUGAUUUACAGAGUACAUUGUAUAUCUAGGAUUUUAAUCUAUUUUUGGUAGUCGUAGGUCAUAAAUUACAAGAAGCACAUUAUUGUUUCAAGCUUAAAAUUGCAGUGUGGUGCAUUAGAAAAUACCAGUUUUAAGAUGGCAUAGCUUCCAAUUAUUAAUAACCACCAUUAAUCCUAAAGACACUAACUUCUGUUGGUUAGAUUCUCUCAAUUGAUGUCCCCACUGAUAUGAGUAAACCAAUUACCCCACAGUGUAGAGUGCACAUUGAGAGCUGUGCAUUGAUCAUUCUCGGCAUCUGAGGGUAUAUUUUUAUAGUUUAGAAGUUCCUUUUUACUAAAGGUAAAUUAACCUAAACACCAAAACAUCCUAUUGUAUAAAAAAAGAAAAAGAUAUGGCCUGGCAUAUGUCCCUCCUUCCACAAAAGUGGGUGCAUUUGGAUUUUCAUAGACCCUAUUACUGGGGACUAGAAGGAAUGCCAGCCCCUAUUCCACUACCUGGAAGGUAACUAACUGGAUGCGAGCCUAAUAAUUGGCCACUGCCAUGUUGUCACUCCUUAGCCCAGUAGAGCACCAGUGGAUACUCGGGUUCCUAAAAAUGCAUUUGUACAAGAAGACCCUAAUACACUCAGUGGGGUACUAUGGCAUGCUUAGUCCCACGGUAACUAUAAUUGCAUAUCCCAGGUAGCCAAGUGUCUCAAAGCCCACCUACCUCUAUAAAAAUGACCUACUGACCCUAGUCUAUGGGGAUUUACAUUCUUAUCCCAACAUGAGAAUCUAUUAUAGUUCUCAUCAUGUUUGCCCUGGAUUGUGUCAUAAUGUGCAAAGUGUUUAAUAGAAGUUUAAAAGAAAAAAAAGGUUACCACAAGUUAUAGAUUUUCAUUUUUUCCCAAUGCUUGAUCAAUAGUGUAGUUCCAUGUUCACAUUUAAUGUAUAUAGUGUAGUAUUUGUUUUCUUGAUGCUUUGUUUUUUUUAACACUCAUUAGCUGAGCGCGUCAGCUAAGCACUCACAAGCCAGUGAUUGUGGCCCAGCAAGGAAAUGGUUAAGUUAAUGUGGAAUUAGAGUUGCAUUUCCUUAGUUUGGUUUUACCAAGUGUUGUUUAGCCCCCAGUAGAACCAUCUUGGGCAGAAAAGGCAUUCAUGCAUGUCGCACAAUAAGUUAAGACACAGAAAUGAAAAUGCCAUAGUAAAAAAAGAGAAAAAUAAUUGGUAAAAAAAAAAAAAAAAAAUGUUUUUUUUACCUCUCCUAUAUCAAUAUUAAUCCUGUUACUUACAACUCACCUGAGUCCCGUCAGGUGUCCCUGGACCAAAUCCGGUCUUCUCUACUAUAAGAACUAUGUGUAAUUUCAGAGAAUAGCAAGACUUCAUUUGUUUGUGGAGAGCAUUUUGUUAACACUCUAAUCCAAUGACUGCGUUCCUCCUUUGCUCUAAAGUGACAACCAGCUUCACAUGCUAGGCACCCAGGUAACUGUGUUAAAACAUACUUGGCAUAAGACGGUGCAAGGUUUCUCUUAACACCAUAACAACAACAGCAGCAGGGUUAACCGCUAAUGAUUCUUGGAGUGUCCUUUUAAGGGAUUAAAAUAAACGUUAUGAUUUUGAUAUGUUUUUCUUUAUUUGAAAAGGGCAUUUGCUUUUUAAAUUUCACUGUACACGUGCCUUUAUGAAUUGUGCAGUGUUCUGGCAGGCAAGUGGGGGGACAGAUUUUUGUACUGUACUGAUAUGUCUGCUGCUAUUGACUUUGUAUUACAACUUUUUGUUGUUGUUUUUUUGUUAUGCAGGUGAAAAUACUCAAAUGUGACAAGACUCUAAUGUUUGGACUUUUGCCCGCCAUUUUUUAUAUUUUAAACAGAAAAUGCAUCUAAAAGCAGAUAUACAGGGAAGUAUAGUUUGGUUUUUGCAUGAUGAAUUUUACAAGAAGAUACUAUUUGAAAGAAAAGAGUUAACUUUUUUUUCCUGUUCAAAAGUGAACACAUCUGAAGUUAAUAAAUUACCAAGGACUGAAAGAAACACAAGUGGUUUUUAAAGAACAAAUGAAAGCAGCUUCAAUACAACUCAAUUUUUGUAAAAUUAUUAUUAUUUUUAAAGCCUUUUUUUUUUUUUUUUUUCUUUCUAGAUGUGCCAUUGUUUGAUAAGCAAGUCGCAAGGAUGAGUUUUCAUUCGUGUAUUUAAAAAAAAAAAAAAAAUACAAUAGAGAUAAAAUAUGUCUCGUACGCUGUGAGACAGCCUAAAGGUUCCUAGUAGCAGUGUACAAUGCAGUCUAGAUUUACAGGUCAUAUUCUUGACCUGACAAAGUGACAUCUAAUGACAUCUAAAUCGUGCCUUAGAUACAGGAUGAUGUGCUGCAAGAGGAACGUAUCUGUCCCUCUAUAUGUUAGCACUUUAAUAAACAAGACUUUUGUUGAUGUGAAUGUUUUUAAGAAUCUAACGUUGAACAAAUACACAGUGCAUUAUCUGCAAGGGACCGGUUUAAAGGGAGAAUGAACUUUGAAAUGAAAUUGUGACCACUUGUAGAAACCAGAUAUCAUGAUUUAUACAAAAUAAAAAUAAAAAACACUAUUGGCCUUCAGCAGUGUAGCAGCCAAUAACCGAAGUAUUCUAGUGGCAUCAUAUUGUGCAAGGUAACUGCCUAGUGCACAGUUAAAGAACUGCAACUCUAAUACAGGUGGAGGACAAACCGUUCAUAUCAGUUGGGGCCUUCUUGCCCAGCCCAACUUUUUAUAGGGGUACUGUCACUUCCCUUUCUAAUAUUAUGUUUAUUUAUCCUCUAUAAUUAACAAACGGUCUGUGAAGUGUUAAAAGUAGAAAUUAUACGGCAGCUAGGUGCCUAAAUCUUGAUUCCUUGUCCAUUAUUGCUAUAAUCUCUGUCCUUGGCACCUGAUUGUUUUAUGUUGUCUGAGGGGAGAGGACAAAUGAAAACAAUGUUUGUUUCUGUGUGCUUUAGCUGUGCCUGGAAUCAUUAGGAUUUUUAUGUAAUUUUUGAAAAAAGGGUUAACACAAGUUAUAUGUGGUUUCCAAUGUUUAAAUACAUUGUGUAAUUUUAGUAGAAGUGACAGUCCCCCUUUAAAUACGGAGUCUGGCUGCAAAAUUCAACUUUUACAAUUUUGACUCUGUACCAGUGUAUAAUGCACUGUCUUCCUGACGGAAUAAUAUAUACCAGCAGAUUUCAACAUUAGUACUGUGGCGCAUUGUUCUGCUACGUGGCAAAUUUAAGCGUGUUGCGUUAAGUUGUAGGGUGCAUGGCUCUUGCUGUACCGGUUGACAGCACUGAUUCUGCUAUUGCACUGUCCAGGGCACCUAAAGAGGAGCUGAGCAGAUUCAAACCUUUUGUGUUUUACAGCAAUGUAAUAAGAUUUUAAUGGCAUUUGAUAACAUGGUGAGCUACAAAAACAAGCCAUUUGUAAAAAAUAAAUUAACUUAAAAAGAAA